AUGCUUGUACUUUCGGCGCUGGGUAUUCCAAGUGCGAUUGGCAUCGAUGCAAUGCGAAGGUCUUGGAUGUCGAAGGAGAUAACUUUAAAUACUCCAGCAUCGGUCACAGCGAUUGGCUCUGUCGCGAUCACUCCUGUAAGGCGAAAGACAAAGACAAGCAAUGCUAUGAGGAGCGCUACAGGAACUCGCAAUACUGCAAAGAGCACUCCAAAGAGUUCCAGUGCAAGAUGCCGAAAUGCGAUUCCGACCGAGAUGGUUCUGAACGGUACUGCAAGAAACACCAUUGUGGAGUGGACGACUGCCACCGUCGAGUACUCAGCUUAG
Molecule: messenger RNA, 324 nt
Organism: Fusarium musae
Lineage: Eukaryota; Fungi; Ascomycota; Sordariomycetes; Hypocreales; Nectriaceae
Exons: 3
Coding region: 1-324 (107 amino acids)
Source: RefSeq, a predicted model, not a curated record